UACCGACAUUGGUUAUGGGGAUGGUGGCAAUAAUGGUGAUGGCAGUGAUGGUGCUAAUGUUGCCUUUGGUGGGGAUAGCGACAGCGGUGAUGGUAAUGAUGCUCUACUGGCCGGGAUGGUGCUCGUGGUGGUCAUGGCGGUCACACUGCUGGUAAUAAUUAGUGCUCGUGGUGGUAAUGGUGCUGGUGCAGGUGGCGGUGGUGAUGGGGGUGGUGAUGGUUUGUGUUGGCGUUGUCGGUCAAGGUGAUGAUGGUUGUUGGUGGUGAUGGUGGUGGCGUUUAUUGAUGGAGGUGCCAGUUGUAAUGAUGGAAAUGGUAGUGAAGGGGUGCUAUCAUGGGUUGGGGUGAGCAGCUCAGCUAUGCAGGGAUCAGACCCCUCAGGAGCCUGGACCCCCAAUGCCAGAGGCACAAAGAGAACUUCUGGUUAACCUUGGAGCCCCGUGAACUAGGGCAGGCCCAGUUGUCCUCCCUCAAGCCCCAUCCUGCUCCGCUGCAGCUCAGGGAGGAGCGUGUAGAGCCGGGAGGAAACAGGAGGUGUGGGGGCCACUAGGGAGCACAUGACAGUCUGCCCCAGCCCUUCCCGGGGUGCCCUGGGCACUGGAUCCAGCUGAGAUCUCAGGGUCCAACUCAGACUGCAGAGACGGAGCACGGACAUCUGAUAGACACCCCCCACCCCCCCGUAAGGAACCGCCGCAUGACACACUUGCAGGGGCGCACACGCGGACCUUUGCCCGGGAACACAUGUACACAUGCAUGUUCCCAGACACCCGAGGCUCACGUCCCAGAUGCAUGCGGGACAGUCCCCACGUGAGAACGCAAAGAGACAAGGGCGCACACGAGCGCGCGAGCCGGCCCGCAGUGGGUGCGCGGCCGCUGGACGCCGCGCCGCCCCUCACGCGCACGCGCACAGACGCGCACGCGCUCCGCUAAGUAAAACCAGCGGAACCCAAGUCCGGCCGAGCCAAUAGGAGACUCCUUGGCCCUGGAAGCCGUUGCUGCUGCCACCGAGAGACGCGGUGGAUGCAGAUGACGUCAUGACCAAAGAGGAGCAGAUCUUCCUACUGCACCGUGCCCAGGCCCAAUGCCAGAAGCGGCUCAAAGAAGUCCUGCAGAGGCCAGCUGACAUAAUGGAAUCAGACAAAGGAUGGGCAUCUGCAUCCACAUCAGGGAAGCCUAAGAAAGACAAGGCAUCUGGGAAGCUCUACCCUGAGUCCGAGGAGGACAAGGAGGCGCCCACUGGCAGCAGGCGCCGAGGGCGCCCCUGCCUGCCCGAGUGGGACCACAUCCUUUGCUGGCCGCUGGGGGCACCAGGUGAGGUGGUGGCCGUGCCCUGUCCCGACUACAUUUAUGACUUCAAUCACAAAGGCCAUGCCUACCGUCGGUGUGACCGCAAUGGCAGCUGGGAACUGGUGCCUGGGCACAACCGGACAUGGGCCAACUACAGCGAGUGUGUCAAGUUCCUGACCAAUGAGACUCGUGAACGGGAGGUGUUUGACCGCCUGGGCAUGAUCUACACCGUGGGCUACUCUGUCUCCCUGGCCUCCCUCACCGUGGCUGUGCUCAUCUUGGCGUACUUCAGGAGGCUGCACUGCACGCGCAACUACAUCCACAUGCACCUAUUCCUGUCCUUCAUGCUUCGCGCCGUGAGCAUCUUCGUCAAGGACGCGGUGCUCUACUCGGGGGCCACGCUCGAUGAGGCCGAGCGCCUCACCGAGGAAGAGCUGCGCGCCAUCGCCCAGGCGCCCCCGCCGCCCGCCGCCGCCGCCGCCGGCUACGCGGGCUGCAGGGUAGCUGUGACCUUCUUCCUUUACUUCCUGGCCACCAACUACUACUGGAUUCUGGUGGAGGGGCUGUACCUGCAUAGCCUCAUCUUCAUGGCCUUCUUCUCAGAGAAGAAGUAUCUGUGGGGCUUCACGGUCUUCGGCUGGGGUCUGCCCGCCAUCUUCGUGGCCGUGUGGGUCAGUGUGAGAGCCAGCCUGGCCAACACCGGGUGCUGGGACUUGAGCUCCGGGAACAAGAAGUGGAUCAUCCAGGUGCCCAUCCUGGCCUCCAUCGUGCUCAACUUCAUCCUCUUUAUCAACAUCGUCCGGGUGCUGGCCACCAAGCUGCGGGAGACCAAUGCCGGCCGGUGCGACACGCGGCAGCAGUACCGGAAGCUGCUCAAAUCCACGCUGGUGCUCAUGCCGCUCUUUGGCGUCCACUACAUCGUCUUCAUGGCCACGCCGUACACCGAGGUCUCAGGGACGCUCUGGCAAGUCCAGAUGCACUACGAGAUGCUCUUCAACUCCUUCCAGGGAUUUUUUGUCGCCAUCAUAUACUGUUUCUGCAACGGCGAGGUACAGGCUGAGAUCAAGAAAUCCUGGAGCCGCUGGACACUGGCACUGGACUUCAAGCGGAAGGCACGCAGCGGAAGCAGCAGCUACAGCUACGGCCCGAUGGUGUCUCACACGAGUGUGACCAACGUAGGCCCCCGCACAGGACUCGGCCUGCCCCUCAGCCCCCGCCUGCUGCCCGCCGCCACCACCAACGGCCACCCCCCGCUCCCCGGCCACACCAAACCGGGGGCCCCGGCCCUCCAGACCACACCACCUGCCGUGGCUGCUCCCAAGGACGAUGGGUUCCUCAAUGGCUCCUGUUUGGGGCUGGACGAGGAGGCCUCUGCGCCGGAGCGGCCACCUGCCCUGCUGCAGGAGGAGUGGGAGACAGUCAUGUGACAGGGGACCUGAGGGUGGGACCCAUGGACAUGAGGGCCGACAGACGGACCAAGAGACGGGUGGUUGGACGGUUGCCCACUCAGGGCUGGGGCUGGGAAGACAAAACAGGAAAAAAAAAAAAAAAAGGGAAAAGGAAGCAGCGUGUAGCUUCCUGUGGUCUGAACUGGGGACUUGGGAGGGGAGGGGCAGGAGCAUCGGAGUUCAUGGGUGUCACCUCAGGAGGGACUCUGGGGGCCACAGGCACAGUGGAGCAGGGAGAGGAAAGACCUGGGAGAGGCCUACAGUGGCUGGAGUUUGCUGGGGUCACACAGGGACCCGGCGGAGCCAUGCAGGGGCAGGGCCCCAACCUUUCCCUGCCACCCUUGGAUGCUUCUGGUUGGACCGAGGCCCCCGGGGGGACCCAGGCUCCUCUGGGCCAGCUCUCCACCUGCUGCCCCAGUCACUGUCCACCAAGGGCCAACCGCAUAUCCCUAGGUCCCUGGCCCUGCUCCGGGCCCCUUCCUGCCCCUCUGGUGGCCAUACUGGGCCCCUUGGAGGCUGGGGUACGCAGGGAGCCCUCCAUACAUGGUCCCAGCCCCCACCCCAGAUGUGACACACUCCUGGCAAUCAGACUGAGGGUGAGGGUGCGGGGAACAUGCCGAGGCCAUCAAGUGAAGGGUGGGCUGCGGCCUCUGCUCUGGCCUGGGAGCUGUGGGGUAGCCUGGGGACAGCCCACAGGUCUGGCUGGGCUGAGGACCUGCAGGACUCAGCAUGUCCACUCCCUGUGCAUCCGAGGCUGUCGCUGAGCAUCCCCCUCCGUCACCCAUCCACUACAUUCCUUGCCCCCUUGGCCCCUGCACUGCCCAGUCCUGGGCCCCAGAAUGACCUCCUUGAGAACUGACCCAGCUGAGUGUCCAUCCCGUGCUCUGACCAGCACAAGCUUCUUUCUCCAUUCCGAAGGCAGCCCUGCCCGACUCUGGGCUUACACAGGCCAGCACCCCUGCCUGGCCCUUCCUUCAGCCCAACGCCACCCGUUUGUUCUGCUCCAUGGACUCAGCGUCUGGAAGGCGCUCCCAUCUCUAACAGCACCGCCACCACGGGGGGCUGGGUGAGGGGUCAUGGGGGAGGGACCGCAAACUCACUUGGGCAGCGGGUGGCACAGGUGUGCUCUGGGCAGCCUCAGGCCCGGCCCUGCCUGUCCUUCUAGAUGGUGGGCAGGGCAAACAACUGCCCAAGGCCUGGCACACGCCUGGAGCACCAUGUGGUGUCAUGUGCUUGGAAUGGCGUGAGACGCACGGGCCAGGACCUGAGCCAGCUUAGGCAUCGAGGACUCCCAUGAACACUGGGCACCACUGGAAAUCAUACAGGGAGAGCAACAAGGUCUGAGCCACAUUUAGAAGAGUCCUUGCAUCAGUGGAGAAGCCGGAGGAAGUUAGGGGUCAGGGGACAGGCAGCCUUGUGGGAGGCAGGUGGCGGGCCAGAAGCACCCUGGAUGAGGUGCUGGCUGGGAGGAGGCCCAAGCAGAAGAGAACCCCCAUCCCCUUCCCAGGGGUGUCCGUGUGAUGCCCCUCUUCAGGGCUCAGAGCUAUGGGACCUCUGGACCACUGGGCUUUCUGGGAAACUCGUCCCACCCACCCCACAGGCAGGCACUAGGCCUCUAGUGGGCUGGGCCCUGGGGCCCCACCGUCUAGCCCAGACUCCUCCCGGGGAGGCUUCUGAAAUAGAGUCCAUGAGGCCC
Acinonyx jubatus (cheetah) is the source of this 4430-nucleotide messenger RNA. It is a transcript of the gene PTH1R, whose product is annotated as parathyroid hormone 1 receptor. The record is from RefSeq and is a predicted model, not a curated record. Gene Ontology annotation, molecular function: G protein-coupled peptide receptor activity; peptide hormone binding; parathyroid hormone receptor activity. Bases 1034 to 2713 code for a protein of 559 amino acids. NCBI's taxonomy places the organism in Eukaryota, Metazoa, Chordata, Mammalia, Carnivora, Felidae. Gene Ontology annotation, biological process: adenylate cyclase-activating G protein-coupled receptor signaling pathway; cell surface receptor signaling pathway; intracellular calcium ion homeostasis. Gene Ontology annotation, cellular component: plasma membrane. The transcript has 14 exons.